AUGCUUAAGGGACUCGUGAGUUUGGUUACCGGAGGAGCUUCAGGACUUGGAAAGGCUACAGUGGAGAGGCUUGUACAGAAUGGUGGAAAAGUGGUCAUUUUAGAUAUUCAAGGAACAAGAGCACAAGAAGUUGCGAAACGUUUGGGUGAAGAUGUUCAUGUUACUGUUGGUUGUAUAACAAAAGAAGAAGAUGUUAAGAAAGCUUUGGAUGCAGCUAAGUCAAAAUUUGGUCGUCUGGACACAUUGGUAAAUUGUGCAGGAUAUGCACAAACGAAUCAAGUAUAUAAUUUUUAUAAGGAUAAAGAAUGUGAACUUGAUUAUUUUGCAAAAUGUGUUAAUGUAAAUACAAUAGGCACAUUCAAUGUAAUAAGGCUUGCAGCUGGAUUAAUAGGUAAAAAUGAGCCUACAGAGGAUGGUCAAAGAGGAGUUAUAGUUAACACUGCAUCAACAAUAGCUUAUGAAGGUGAUAUAGGUCAAGCAGGAUAUGCAGCAUCUACAGCAGCUAUCAUUGGAAUGACAUUACCUAUAGCUAGAGAUCUGUCUUCUCAGGGAAUAAGAGUCUGUACUAUAGCACCAGGUACAUUUGACACUCCACUAGUGUCAUACUUACCAGAAAAAAUGUUAGAAUUUGUCAAACGCAUGACCCCCUUUCCUUCACGGUUGGGUAAACCAGAAGAAUACGCACACCUUGUGACAUGUAUAAUAGAAAAUCCUAUGCUAAAUGGUGAAGUAAUAAGAUUAGACGGUGCCCAAAGAUGGUUUCCACUU
Molecule: messenger RNA, 768 nt
Organism: Brenthis ino (lesser marbled fritillary)
Lineage: Eukaryota; Metazoa; Arthropoda; Insecta; Lepidoptera; Nymphalidae
Source: the annotation of a GenBank genome assembly